Messenger RNA from Brassica rapa (field mustard), 890 nucleotides. Its product is annotated as probable calcium-binding protein CML26. The record is from RefSeq and is a predicted model, not a curated record. Gene Ontology annotation, molecular function: calcium ion binding. Lineage: Eukaryota; Viridiplantae; Streptophyta; Magnoliopsida; Brassicales; Brassicaceae.
AAAGAGAGCAUCAAGGGAAAGCGAAACUCUAUAUAAACGUCAAAACUCACAACUAAACGAUUCACAAACAAACACAAAACUGCAACGAACAAUGGCGAGCGAAAAUCCUGAAACCACCAACAAACCAUCGUCCACGGACAUGGACCUUAAGAAAGUCUUCAACCAGUUCGACGCCAACGGCGAUGGUAAGAUCUCUGUCUCUGAGCUCGGCAACGUUUUCAAAUCCAUGGGAACGUCGUACACGGAGGCUGAGCUCAACCAAGUCUUGGACGACAUCGACAUCGACCGCGACGGUUUCAUUAACAUGGAGGAGUUCGCCGCCAUCUGCCGCUCAUCCUCCUCCGCCACAGAGGUCCGCGAAGCAUUUGAUCUCUACGACCAGAACAAGAACGGGUUGAUCUCGUCCUCCGAGAUCCACAAGGUUCUCAACCGUCUAGGUAUGACGUGCUCCGUCGAAGACUGCGUGAGAAUGAUCGGGCGUGUUGACACUGACGGCGACGGAAACGUUAACUUCGAGGAGUUCAAGAAGAUGAUGUCGUCACCUGAGCUACUCAACAAGCAAUCCGCCUAGGGUUCCGAUUUGCCCUUCUUUUUAUAUAUGGAUAUUGAGAUACAUGGUUACAUAUAAUAUUGUAUGGUACUUGUUUACAUUUCUAGGUUAACAAAGAAAUAGUUCUCUUCCUAUAUAUGGAAUGAUGAACGUCUUGCCUAUGCAAGUAUGAUUACUUGCGAUAUAAGCAAUCUAUAUACAUAUUAAAACUUCGGGUUUUAGUGUCUUUUCUUUGUGUUUUCUCGGCAUUGCAUCAGAUUAAGUUGGAUCUAAUAUGAAAGGACUGCAUUAAAUCGAAUGCAAUUCAAAAGACAAACUAAUGGAUAAUGAAAUUGUCAUA